GGGCAGUUCCUUGGACAUGGUUGGUGAGUUACAUUUGAGUCAAUCCACCAACCCCAACAACAAUUAAUUUCAUUCCAGUUUGCUUUGCAGAGGUAAAACAAUACCCAACUUUCUCGAGAAAGAGAAAGAAAAUGGUUCAAGUUAGCAAAUUUAUCGGUAAUGGAGCACAAAGCACCUGUAUUUUGCCCCAUGUAUCAAGACCCAGUUUGCCCAAAUCGGCAGCUUCAGUCUCUUAUGGAUUGUCUUCCCAGCUUAAAGGGUCUUGGGGCUUGGUUUUGAAGGAGAAUGGGAGCUGGGUAAGGAUUGCUGUGCCUCCACUCAGGGUGUCAGCAUCCAUGGCAACAGCCGAGAAGCCGUCAAGUGCAUCUGAGAUUGUGUUGCAACCCAUCAAGGAAAUCUCUGGGACUGUUACGUUGCCCGGCUCCAAGUCGCUCUCCAAUCGAGUUCUGCUUCUGGCUGCUCUUUCUGAGGGAACAACCGUGGUGGACAACUUGUUGAAUAGUGAUGAUGUUCAUCACAUGCUUGUUGCUUUGGGAAAACUUGGGCUACGUGUGGAAGAAGACAGUGCAAUGAAACGGGCAAUUGUGGAAGGUUGUGGGGGUUUGUUUCCAGUGGGCAAAGGAUCAGGUCGUGAAGUUGAACUUUUCCUUGGCAAUGCAGGAACAGCAAUGCGACCUCUUACUGCUGCUGUUACAGCUGCAGGUGGCAAUUCAAGUUACAUACUUGAUGGUGUGCCUCGAAUGAGAGAGAGACCAAUUGGAGACUUGGUUGCUGGUCUUAAGCAGCUCGGUUCAGAUGUUGAUUGUAUUCAUGGCACAAAUUGUCCCCCUGUUCGUGUAAACUCAAAGGGGGGCCUUCCUGGGGGAAAGGUGCAUGUAGCAGGAAGAAUGUUAUAUGAAAUUCUUGGAAUUGUGAAGCUCUCUGGAUCAAUUAGUAGUCAGUACUUGACUGCUUUGCUAAUGGCAGCUCCUUUGGCUCUUGGAGAUGUUGAAAUUGAGAUAAUUGAUAAACUGAUUUCAAUUCCUUAUGUUGAGAUGACUAUAAAGUUGAUGGAACGCUUCGGGGUCACUGUAGAACACAGUGGUAGUUGGGAUCGGUUUUUUAUCCAUGGAGGUCAAAAGUACAAGUCUCCUGGUAAUGCUUAUGUUGAAGGCGAUGCUUCAAGUGCUAGUUAUUUCCUAGCUGGAGCAGCAGUCACUGGUGGGACUAUAACAGUCGAAGGAUGUGGAACUAGCAGUUUACAGGGAGAUGUAAAAUUUGCUGAGGUUCUUGAGAAGAUGGGUGCCAAAGUUACUUGGACAGAGAACAGUGUCACUGUCACUGGACCACCACGAGAAUCUCAUGGAAGGAAACACCUGCGUGCCAUUGAUGUCAACAUGAACAAAAUGCCAGAUGUUGCCAUGACUCUCGCUGUAGUUGCACUUUUUGCUGAUGGUCCCACUGCCAUACGAGAUGUGGCAAGCUGGAGGGUGAAAGAGACUGAACGAAUGAUUGCUAUCUGCACUGAACUCAGGAAGUUGGGGGCAACAGUUGAAGAAGGACCAGACUAUUGUGUGAUCACUCCUCCAGAGAAAUUAAAUGUGACAGCAAUUGACACUUAUGAUGAUCACCGAAUGGCCAUGGCAUUCUCCCUUGCUGCCUGCGCAGAUGUCCCAGUUACCAUCAAUGAUCCUGGUUGUACCCGGAAAACCUUCCCAGACUACUUUGAAGUUCUCCAGAGGGUUACAAAGGUCUAAACAGCCUUCCAAAUUCAUACACGAAGAGAAACAAUGAGAGAGGAAGAGAGAUAUUGGGAUUCGUGCCACCAUUACUAGAAUCAGAGAGUGGGGGAAGAAGCCAAUAACUCCAACCUGUAAUUCAUGGUGCCUUGUGAUCUCUGAUAAGUUUAUAUUGCCAAGUUGAGCUUUUUACUUUUUUUCUUUUUGGAUGGUAGAAUGUAAUAUAACCUCUACUUGCUAGUCACUUGGUGUUUGGCCCCUUUUCAUGUAAAACAACUAUUGAAAACAAUAUAAACCGAAUUGGGCUUUUGGGUUUUCUCCGUUGUUUGGUUAAUGGGUAUUUUCCAUUUU
Rubroshorea leprosula is the source of this 2069-nucleotide messenger RNA. The record is from the annotation of a GenBank genome assembly. Lineage: Eukaryota; Viridiplantae; Streptophyta; Magnoliopsida; Malvales; Dipterocarpaceae.